AUGACGUCAUCCGCAUCACCGCUUACGUCACAUCUGUUCUCGCCUCCGUCGCUCUCGUCGCCGUCUCUGUCGUCAACGUCCGCUCGUUCCUGGCUGCUGGCAGCCGGCGCCUCGUUCUCAUUAGUCGCCGCGUUUUCCGGGACGGCAACGGUGGCGGCUAAGGAGCGACCCGAGGUGGAUCUGGGUCGCGACGCGGAGGUGGUGCUGUACCAGUACGAGGCGUGCCCGUUCUGCAACAAGGUCAAAGCCUUCCUGGACUACUACGACAUCCCAUACCGCGUGGUGGAGGUGAAUCCGGUGGGCAAGAAGGAGCUCAAGUGGUCGCCCUACAAGAAGGUGCCCGUGCUCGUCGUCAACGGCGAGUCGCUCGUUGACUCCUCAGCCAUCAUAUCAGAGCUGCACCGCCGCCUGAACCCCUCCAAGGCCACCAACAUUCCCCCCGCCGCCCCUGCUGCUUCCGCCGCGGCGGCUUCCGCGCCUGGCGCGUAUGCCAGCGCCAUCGGCGGCGGGAGUAGCAGCAGCGCGGGGGGAACUAGCAGCAGCGGGGGCGGUGGUGUGGCGGAGGGAGUGGCGGAGGUUGUGGGGCACGUGGGGGAGCGGGGCGUGGCGGAGGGGCAGGCGGAGGAGGAGCUUGAUGAGGAGACCCGAUGGCGCAGGUAUGGCGUGGGGGAAAGGGGGGAGGGGGGGAGUGAAAUAGAGGGGCGUGGCGGAGGAGGAGCUGGACGGAGAGACCAGAUGGCGCAGGUGGGUGGAUGGGCACCUGGUGCACCUGCUCUCGCCCAACAUCCACCGCCUCGUGAGGCGUGGGUGGACGGACACCUCGUGCAUCUGCUCUCGCCCAACAUCUACCGCUCGCCCUCCGAGGCGCUAGAGGCAUUCGACUACAUUGCCACCAAUGGCAACUUCACGGCAUGGGAGCGCAUGAUGGCUCAGUAUUUUGGGGCGGGCGCCAUGUAUGUGAUUGGGAAGAAGCUGAAGAAGAAGCACGGCAUAGCGGACGCAUGCUCUAUCUAUGAGAGUCGACUCAAAACCCCUUCUCCUUCUUCUCGCCGUCCUCCUCGGCCCCAUGCAGGCAACUUCACGGCGUGGGAGCGCAUGAUGGCUCGCUAUUUUGGCGCGGGCGCCAUGUACAUGAUCGGCAAGAAGCUGAAGAAGAAGCACGGCAUAGCGGAUGAGCGCACCGACCUUUACAAGGCGGCAGACGAGUGGGUGGCGGCUCUCGGCGACAGGAAGUUUCUUGGAGGAGAGACCCCGAACCUCGCUGAUUUGGCAGUGUUCGGAGUGCUGCGGCCAAUCAGGCACCUGACAGCUGGCAGGGACAUGGUGGCGAAUUCGAGCAUAGGGCCGUGGUACGAGCGCAUGGAGCAGCACGUGGGGGCUUCUGCCAGAAUCACCGCCGCUGACGGUGCUGCUGUGACUGGUGCUGCUGCAGGCAAAUAG
Molecule: messenger RNA, 1440 nt
Organism: Closterium sp. Naga37s-1
Lineage: Eukaryota; Viridiplantae; Streptophyta; Zygnematophyceae; Desmidiales; Closteriaceae
Source: the annotation of a GenBank genome assembly